Molecule: messenger RNA, 1369 nt
Organism: Owenia fusiformis
Lineage: Eukaryota; Metazoa; Annelida; Polychaeta; Sabellida; Oweniidae
Source: the annotation of a GenBank genome assembly
UUGAGAGUAAGAAAACCCGGAUGUAAACAAAAAUUUGAACAGAUGAAUUGGAGUCAAGAUCUAGAGAACACAAAAAAAUCUCUUGAGGAAGACAACCCUGUUGAAGAUUUAGCAAAGAAAGAUGAUGAUGAUGAGGAGGAGGAAGAAAGCCUUGGGUUUAGCAUGAAAGAUGUCUACUAUAUGGAGACUUCAGGCAGGGUGAGCCUUUAUGAGAGAGGUUGCGAGUAUCUAGUGAAGAAAAAGAGGAAACUUGCCCUCAGGUGUUUCUUGGGUUGUCUGACAGGGCUUAAAGAGAAUAGUGGCUUUCCAUACCUUCCACAGUGCCUGCAUAAGGUUGCAGACAUCUACUUUGAGCAAGAAGAAUAUCAAAAGGCAAUUCAGUUUAUCCAAGCUGAGAAGAUGUAUUAUGAAUCAGCCUUGAUUGACACUUCUGAAUUACAGCAAAAACUAGAAGAACGUCGACAACAGAAGCAAAAUGAUUCCCCAAAUGAUGAUGACCCCCAUGCUAAUAAGAUUGAAGUCCUCAGAGCAGAUGAGUAUGAGAACCUUGCCAGAGUAUGUAUGGAAAAACAGCAAGCCCAGUUGGCCUUAGAAUAUCAGGGCAAAGCCACUAAGCUAAGGCAGCAAGUGUAUGGAGACGAUCACCCAAAGACUAACAAGAGCCUUGACUUUUUCACUGUGCUUUAUGGAGAGGUUGGGAAGAGACAAUACACAGAUUCUAUGAAGAAAUUCACAGAUAUGCCUGUACCUCCUGGUGCUGAGACACUUGGGGCUGGGAGUCCAGGCCUACGUAACAGAAAGACAGGGGAAGGGGCAGAUUCCACCACAGAAACAACACAAGCCACUUCAACACAAUCUGUCCAAUAUGAAGAGCCAGAAGUUAGGGAACAGGAGGAAUGGAUCUCACAAAGCCUGUUGUUGAUACUACUCCUCGUCUGCAGCUUGGUGCUGGGUGCAAUGUUGGCAUUUGUCUACUGCCAGUUAACGCCAAUGUCAACAACUUGUGCUACCAUUAAAAAUGAAACAAACUAUUAUUUCUUAAGACUGAAGUAUUAUUACUAUUACUAUACAAAGAAAUCAAGUGGAUAGUACAUCCACAUGUGUUAAAACACAUAUUUAUGAAUUAUGAAGAAUCAUGGACUUGAAGAGAUCUUUAAGUCUCUGUAAUUAUGUGUCAUUUCUAUGAUUAUGUGUCAUCUCUGUAAUUAUGUGUCAUCUCCAUGAUUCUGUCAAAUAGAGUAAGAAGUUUUCCAUCUUCAGUUUUUCACUUUUGUAAAUGUGAAUUUUCUAAAAGUUUUCCAAAAGGAAAUUGCUCCAUGAAUUAUUCUGAUGAAGUUAUUCCAUUUGGAAAAAAUAUUGAGCCUUUGAA